AGGGUCAGCGAGUGGUCUUCUUCAACCUCUCGCUACCUGACCUCCACAACCACGGCGGAACCCAGCGACGGUCCCUGAUCGCCAGAUCUGUUCGCCGGAUGGUGAAAGGUUCCAUUGUUACAACACUUUGGCGGAACGAAGGAGGCCUGAAAGAUUUCAGGGUAGGACACAUUCUACGAUGAUGCGUUUGGUCGACGCCAUCUCCUUUUUUUCUGGAUGCGGUUGUAAACUUGAAAGGGACAUUUGAUCAAAUCGUCUGAAUAAAAAAAUGAAACGUUGUGUUUACAUCAACGACAAUGAUUUAUCUGAAGACCUUUACUGUGACAACCGCAUAUCAAACAGAAAAUAUACUGUACUGAAUUUCCUUCCGAAAAAUCUAUGGGAACAGUUCAGUCGGUUCAUGAACCAAUAUUUUUUGCUGAUUGCAUGCCUUCAACUAUGGCCCCUUAUUACUCCAGUAAAUCCUGCUAGUACGUGGGGUCCACUUAUCUUUAUCUUUGCAGUCUCAGCAUCAAAAGAGGCUUGGGAUGACUACAAUAGAUAUCUAUCAGACAAGAAAGCAAAUGAGAGAGAAGUAUGGGUUGUUAAGCAAGGCAUCAAAAGACAUAUUAAAGCUCAAGACAUUCAUGUUGGUAACAUAGUGUGGCUUCGUGAGAAUGAUGAAGUACCGUGUGAUCUUGUUUUACUUGGUACUUCUGAACAACAAGGUGUUUGCUAUGUUGAGACUGCGGCUCUUGAUGGUGAAACUGAUCUGAAAACCCGGACUAUACCAGCUGCUUGUAUGGGAAUAGCUUCUGAAUUGUUACACAAAAUCAAGGGUGUCAUUGAGUGUCCGAAUCCAGAUAAAGACAUUAGAAGAUUUGAUGCAAAUUUGAGAUUGUUUCCUCCAUUUAUUGAUAAUGAUUUUUGCCCCUUAACCAUCAACAACACUUUACUUCAAUCAUGCUACUUACGAAAUACGGAAUGGGCAUGUGGUGUAGCUGUUUACACAGGAAAUGAAACCAAAUUGGGUAUGAGUAGAGGUAUACCUGAGCCAAAACUUACAGCAGUGGAUGCAAUGAUUGACAAAUUGACUGGAGCAAUAUUUUUGUUUCAAAUAGUGGUUGUUUUUGUACUAGGCAUAGCUGGUAAUGUCUGGAAGAAUACUGAAGCACGAAAGCAAUGGUAUGUUCAAUAUCCAGAUGAAGGUCCAUGGUAUGAACUAUUGGUCAUUCCUUUGCGGUUUGAGCUUCUAUGUUCCAUUAUGAUCCCUAUAUCAAUAAAGGUAUCUCUUGAUCUUGUCAAGAGUUUAUAUGCAAAGUUUAUCGACUGGGAUGUGGAGAUGUAUGACCAAGAAACCAGCACCCCAUCUCAUGCAGCAAACACUGCAAUAAGUGAGGAUCUUGGUCAAGUUGAGUACAUAUUGACUGAUAAAACUGGGACACUUACCGAAAAUAGGAUGAUCUUAAGAAGAUGUUGUAUUAAUGGUAUCUUCUAUGGAAAUGAGAGUGGGGAUGCAUUGAAAGAUGUGGAGCUGCUCAAUGCCGUGUCCAAUAACUCUCCUGAUGUUAUCAGAUUCCUUACAGUAAUGGCAAUAUGCAAUACAGUUGUACCUACUAAAAGCAAAAGUGGAGCUAUCUCUUAUAAAGCACAAUCUCAGGAUGAAGAUGCUCUUGUUCGUGCUGCAUCUCACUUGCAUAUGACUUUUUUCAACAAGAAUGCAAAUAUUCUUGAAAUCAAUUUAAAUGGCUCAAUCAUUCAUUAUGAGCUAUUGGAUACCCUUGAGUUCACUUCUGAUAGGAAAAGAAUGUCAGUGGUGGUAAAAGAUUGUCAGAAUGGAAAAAUUUUCUUAUUGUCCAAAGGAGCUGAUGAAGCAAUUCUUCCAUAUGCAUGUUCUGGACAACAAAUAAGGACUUUCAUUGAAGCUGUGGAACAUUAUGCUCAAUUAGGAUUACGCACUUUAUGUUUGGCUUGGCGUGAAUUGAAGGAAGAUGAAUAUCGAGAGUGGUCUUUGUUGUUUAAAGAAGCAAAUAGUACAUUGGUUGAUAGAGAGUGGAGACUAGCUGAGGUCUGCCAAAGGUUAGAGCAUGACUUAGAAAUACUUGGUGUCACUGCAAUAGAGGACCGUCUACAGGAUGGAGUUCCAGAAACAAUUGAAACACUUAGGAAGGCAGGAAUUAACUUUUGGAUGCUGACUGGAGAUAAGCAAAGUACAGCAAUCCAGAUUGCACUUUCAUGCAAUUUCAUUUCUCCAGAACCAAAAGGCCAACUUCUGUUGAUUACUGGGAAAACUGAAGAUGAAGUUUCUAGAAGCUUGGAGAGAGUGUUACUUACAAUGAGGAUAACUACAUCAGAACCCAAGGAUGUGGCAUUUGUUGUUGAUGGUUGGGCGCUAGAAAUUGCAAUUAAGCACCACAGGAAAGCUUUUACUGAUUUGGCAAUAUUGUCGAGGACAGCUAUCUGUUGUCGUGUGACACCAUCCCAAAAGGCCCAGCUUGUAGAAAUCUUGAAGUCAUGUGACUACAGAACAUUAGCUAUUGGUGAUGGUGGAAAUGAUGUCAGAAUGAUACAGCAGGCUGACAUUGGCGUGGGUAUUAGUGGGAGAGAAGGUCUGCAGGCAGCAAGGGCAGCUGACUAUAGCAUUGGCAAGUUCAAGUUUCUUAAAAGAUUGAUACUUGUCCAUGGACGGUACUCUUACAACCGGACAGCAUUUCUUUCCCAAUAUUCUUUUUAUAAAUCUCUAGUGAUAUGCUUUAUCCAAAUCCUGUUCUCUUUUAUUUCAGGUAUCUCUGGAACCAGCCUUUUCAAUUCUGUCAGUUUGAUGGCUUAUAAUGUUUUCUACACUAGCAUCCCCGUCCUAGUUAGUGUGCUUGACAAAGAUCUCAAUGAAAGAACUGUGAUGCAACACCCACAAAUUCUCUUUUAUUGCCAAGCAGGAAGACUUCUCAAUCCGAGCACAUUUGCUGGAUGGUUUGGGCGUUCUUUAUUUCAUGCAAUUGUUGUCUUCAUAGUCAGUAUACAUGCCUAUGCCUAUGAGAAAAGUGAGAUGGAAGAGGUGGCAAUGGUUGCACUCUCUGGAUGCAUUUGGUUACAGGCUUUUGUUGUAGCAUUAGAGACAAACUCCUUCACAAUAUUGCAACAUCUUGCCAUAUGGGGAAAUUUGGCUGCCUUCUACAUUAUCAAUUUUAUGGUCAGUACCCUGCCAUCAUCCGGAAUGUACACAAUCAUGUUCCGACUUUGUAGACAGCCAUCUUAUUGGAUAACUAUGUUUCUUAUAGUGGUGGCUGGGAUGGGUCCGGUAUUCGCUCUGAAGUAUUUCCGGUACACUUACAGAUCUAGUGCAAUCAAUAAACUUCAGCAAGCAGAACGUUUGGGUGGGCCAAUCUUAUCAUUGGGAAAUGUGGAGUCACAGUCAAGGACUAUAGAGAAAGAUGUAGCUCCAUUGUCUAUAACUCAAUCCAAAAGUCGGAGUCCUGUAUAUGAACCUUUGCUAUCUGAUUCAGCCUCCACCAGAAGGUCUUUGGGAGCAACACCAUUUGAUUUCUUUCAAUCCAGCCAAUCCAGAUUGUCUUCUUCAAGCUAUACAAGAAAUAAGAACAAUUGAGUAUUACAAAAUAUUUAGCAGCGACAACAUCCAAGCUAUUUUGCAGCUACAACUAAACAAAAUAUAGUAUACACAAUUGGAAGGCAUACAUAAAUAGAUGAGAAAAUUUGUAACAAUUGAGUCAGAACUCAGAAGCUAUUCGGCAGCUACAACUAAAUCAUGUACAAAUGAUAACAUGUAUAUGUAAAUGAUUUUUCCUUCUUUUAACUUAUGUCCUAAAUCACACAUACUCCUGUAUCUCCUACAAAAUUGUCAACUCCUAUUCAGUUUUGUAUCUAACUCCUAUUAAUUAGGGUACUUAAUAUUUAAAUCAUUACCAUUUUCCAAUGUUUCAUAAGGUA
This is a messenger RNA of Nelumbo nucifera (sacred lotus), 3924 nucleotides long. RefSeq names its product aminophospholipid ATPase 2 (gene ALA2). The record is from RefSeq and is a predicted model, not a curated record. Lineage: Eukaryota; Viridiplantae; Streptophyta; Magnoliopsida; Proteales; Nelumbonaceae. Gene Ontology annotation, molecular function: ATPase-coupled intramembrane lipid carrier activity; ATP binding; magnesium ion binding. Gene Ontology annotation, biological process: phospholipid translocation. Gene Ontology annotation, cellular component: plasma membrane.